Rhopalosiphum padi (bird cherry-oat aphid) is the source of this 1280-nucleotide messenger RNA. RefSeq names its product platelet glycoprotein Ib alpha chain-like. Bases 97 to 813 code for a protein of 238 amino acids. The transcript has 2 exons. Lineage: Eukaryota; Metazoa; Arthropoda; Insecta; Hemiptera; Aphididae. The record is from RefSeq and is a predicted model, not a curated record.
GAAACUAAGAUAUUAUAUUAUUAUUCAUAUAGCAGACACAGUCUAAUCGUCGAACCAUAUGCUUACUUUACUAUAUUAUAUUAAAUACUAAUAAAUAUGAAAUGGUCCAAAGUCAUUUCGACAGCGUGCGCAUUGGUGUUCGUGAGUCUUUCGUACUUAACGGUAUGUAUAAUAAUUUAUUUUCCGGACGGCAAGUUAUAUAGAUUCUCACGGUUAGAAGUCAGAACGUUAGAAGAAGCGAGUAUAUAUAUAAAUGAAUGCUCCGGAGCUCCUCCGACAGCGCCAUCGCGGUCCUCGGCACACAACUCAACCAAGCCGGUUAGCUCGAAGUGUGCUCCUCUAGUUCGGUGCACGACAUCGAAGCCGAAAGUUUUUCCGGGUACCGCCAUCGCUGCUGCGUUGACUGAUCUCUUGAAGACGGCCGCCAACGAGCACCAGAACCGGCCGACCACACUGCAUCAAUUUCCGGAUGUUCUGCGAACUUUCGUCCGGUUCAUCGGAAUCGUCGUCUCACCACCAUCAUCCACACCAACACCACCAACACCACCAACACCACCAACCUCGACAGCACCAUCAACCCCACCGACUUCACAAACCUCACCAACACUACCAAACGAAAUCGACGAUUCGACUACAACUCCGCCAACGACAACAACCCCGUCCGCCCCGAUAAUCACCUGUCCACCGACGAAUCCUGGGUCAUUAAAAAAACUGAUGUCUCUAUUCGUCCCUGCAUCUGCCAUGCCAUCGACGACCGCACGGCCAGGGUCGACCGUCACGUUACCACAACUGUUCCGAGUAGCCGGUUCGUAAGAUGGACAAAUAAUAAAAAAAAAAUAAAACUAGUCGUCUUCACUAUACCAUUCGCGUGAUCUUAUAAUAUACUGUUUUGCUAUUUUGUAAUGCCUGUAUUAUUAGGCGAAUGUUAUAAAUAAUAGGUACCUAUAUGAUUUAUUUUUCGCAAACAUAUUUUGUGAACUCAAGUCUUAAACUCAACUCGUUUUAAACGACUCGGCGGAAGACACCUCAAUUAAUACCACACACAUUAUGUUACAUUUCAAUGUUACGUAUUAAACAUUAAAAUAGCCAUAGUAUUUAAAUUAAUAGUGUGAAGAUGUGUUUCUUAAUACGUCAUCGAUUAUUAGCAACAGUAUAGUGCCGUACUGGCGUACAAUGGCCUAUUAAUUAAUAUUACAAAAUUAUAUAUAUAAGGUAGGGCAAAAUUACUAUUAUGUGUACAAAACUAGAAAACCUUACAAUAUAUACAUGAAUAUUCCUGA